This is a messenger RNA of Penicillium oxalicum, 213 nucleotides long. RefSeq lists its product as uncharacterized. The coding region runs from base 1 to 213 and encodes 70 amino acids. The record is from RefSeq and is a predicted model, not a curated record. The transcript has a single exon. Lineage: Eukaryota; Fungi; Ascomycota; Eurotiomycetes; Eurotiales; Aspergillaceae.
AUGCCGACGCCGUCUGAGGAAGCUGAUCCCAAGGCCCUGGACCACAGAACAGCAGACUCAAGUGCCACGAGCGGGAGUGGUGAUGGAGAUGGGCUCACAGGAGUUAUAAUCAGCAACUACCGACUGCACAAGUCACUCUUACAACCGCUUCUACGCCCAUGGAGUGUACCGCCUACCACAAUUCUCUGCGGGCGCUGGACAAGAACAGGAUGA